This is a messenger RNA of Trichomonas vaginalis G3, 849 nucleotides long. Its product is annotated as Clan SC, family S33, methylesterase-like serine peptidase. Lineage: Eukaryota; Parabasalia; Trichomonadida; Trichomonadidae. The transcript has a single exon. The record is from RefSeq and is a predicted model, not a curated record. Bases 1 to 849 code for a protein of 282 amino acids.
AUGGAAUUCCCUUCACAAAGCCAGUUCUUCUUUAAUUCACCAAAAGGUAAGAUACAUUAUCGUUGGUACAGAUCGAGUAAUGAAUCAUCCUGUGUUUGUGUUCUUCCAGGAUUCUCAUUCCCUGCAAGUUUAUACCAUAACUUUGCUUUAGGACUUUAUGAAAGUGGUUAUUCAGUUAUUGUUGUUGAUUAUUGGGGCAGGGGCCACACAUCUGCUCAAAGAGAUGAUGAAUAUACAUUAGAAUCUAAUAGAAGUCUUGUUGUUUCAUUACUCGAACAUUUAUCUGUCAACAAAUGCACAUUUGUCGGCUUUUCAUAUGGAUGUGCAGUAGCUGCAUUGAUUGCUGCUACGAAAAAUGAGAUUGUUAACAAAAUCGUUCUUUGUUCGCCAUUCCAUUGCAACGGAGAACCGAUCACACCACUCCAACAAUUAACACUUUCCAUACCAAUCCUCGGUAAUCUUGUUUUCAAGUUUUCUGCCAGAAGAAACGUUCCAUUUUCACUUGAAAAUCAAAUCAGCGAGCGUCCAAACAAGAAAGAACUUAUCGAUACAAUAUCCCCUCAUAUUAUACAGCACAGUAUUUCUAGAAGCAGCGAAAUUACUCAAUCUAUUGGCAGCUUUGACUUGAGCCAAGUAGAACGUGCCAUUGCUGGCCUAGUCGAUAUCAACAAGCAGAUCCUUGUUUUGUGUGGCUCUAAAGACAAAAUUAUCCACGUUGAACAAUGCCAAGUUUGGUGGAGCAAAUGGGUGCCAAACUCAUCUUUCCUUUUGAUACCAAAUAGUGGACAUCUCAUAUUCCUUGAAGAACCUGCUGCUACUCUUGCUGCAAUCAAACAAUUUUUGAAAUGA